Messenger RNA from Vicia villosa (hairy vetch), 1670 nucleotides. Its product is annotated as putative F-box/LRR-repeat protein 23. Lineage: Eukaryota; Viridiplantae; Streptophyta; Magnoliopsida; Fabales; Fabaceae. The transcript is spliced from 2 exons. Gene Ontology annotation, molecular function: protein binding. The coding region runs from base 81 to 956 and encodes 291 amino acids. The record is from RefSeq and is a predicted model, not a curated record.
UACAAUUGCACGUUUCCAGUGUUAUAUAUUCUUAGUAAUAGUAUUUCAAACCUUACCUUUUUUGUUUUUCCUGCAGAAUUAUGUCUUUUUCUUGUUUGAUUCCUGUUACAAAAAUUGAAAAUCUUGAGAUCACACCAAAUCCAAAUUGGCUUGAACUUCCUAGAGACAUAACAAUCAACAUACUGCGGAGACUUGGUACGGUUGAAUUAGUGACAAGUGCAUCUGUGGCAUGCCCUCUUUGGUGGAACAUCUGCAAAGACCCUCUCAUGUGGAGCACGAUUGACAUGAUCACCAACAUCUCUGUGUCAUACUCUGACUAUUCAUAUUCUAAUCGAUUAGAAAAGAUUUGUCACUAUGCUGUUCAACAAAGUUGUGGUCAUCUCAAAGACAUUUAUAUCAAGAAUUUUGGGACCGAUGAUCUUCUUCUUCACAUAGCUAACAGUGCAAACCAACUAAGAUGCAUAUGGCUUGAAGGAUGCCAUGACAUUUCAAAUGAGGCACUCAAGAAAGUUGUGAAGAAGCAGCCAUUCUUAGAAGAGCUUGACAUUUGUCAUUGUUCUGACCUAAGAACUGAUUUUUUUAAAUAUAUUGGCAAAUGUUGUCCACUUUUGAAGUCAAUGAGAUUUAGCCCUUGUAUUGAGGCAGCAGGCGACUAUAAGUGUGAUGAUGUUGCGUUUGUAAUUGCAGAAUCAAUGUAUAAGCUGCGCCAUCUUACAAUUUUGAAUAACCAACUCACCAAAAAUGGAUUACUAGCUGUUCUAGAUGGAUGCCCUCUUCUUGAAUCUCUUGAUAUUCGAGGAUGUCUUCAUCUCCAUUUUGAUAGAAGUUUGGAGAAAAGAUGCAAUACGCAGAUCAAAGAGUUACGAUUUCCAACCGAAUAUAUUGCACAUAAGUUUAAUUUUGGUGAUUACAUGUAUUAUCUGCAGUUGAAAUUAACUUUGGUGAUUCUAGAAUGAUCUUGGUCAUGUACUUUUAUAUUGUUGAUUUAUCUUCCUCACAUGUAAUUUGACUUUACAUACUCAUUUUAUUUCUUCUCUGUACAAAAUCUUCUCCGACAGAAGUUGCAUGUGUAAGAGACUAUAUAUAAAGAUUUGAAAUAUAGUUUUAAAUGGGGCUUAUAAUGUUUGAAUAUUAGUGAUAAAGUUGACAGAAAAUGUGGCUCCCAAUUCAUUAACAAAGUCAAGCACAAUGUAUAUUAUAACUUUGGUCUGCUACUCUUGUACUUGUUGUAACAUCUAUGUACUAGUUGAUGAAUCUGAUAUGGUUUUUGAUGAAGGAAUGUUGGAGUUUUUUCACCUCAAUUUGUUGUUGUUGCCACCACUUUUUUGGUGUGUAAGAUAGUAUGUUCACUACUAACUAUUGAUGUUUGAUGUUUUGACUGUGGUGUGAAUAGUACUACUUGAUGUGUUUGGUACUAAAUGUUCUGGUUUUAUGAGUGAACACAUGCUAAAGCAUCUGACGUGGCACCUGGCCUUAAACUGUGUGUGCUGAUCUUUGUGUUAGUAGUAUCUGUUGUUGUUGUGUAUUUAUGCAUGACUGACAUUGUGAUUACAUGACUGGCUGUUAUGGAAUCUUCAAUCUUGAUGUACGUAGCAACCUUUUAACUUCUGACUAUGCUACUGAUUUGUGGUGGUUUAUAUGAACUUCAUUUGUGAACAUGUUUUCUUGUC